GAUAGGUGUGGCAAUAACGUACUAGAAAGUGAGCACGACAGAUAUUCGCAAAUAUAGUACUAUUUAGCAUCUUUAGCGUCGUUCUACUUCAGCGUAUUUGGAUCCGGCUGUUGUUUUCUUCCACUCCAUUGUCGUGCUCGCACCCUCAACAAGACCGCUCCUUGACUAUCCUUUCCACAAUUAGUUGCAUAACUUUGCUUCAGUCUCUCAGCCCUUCCACUUUCCACUGAACUCUGACUCCCACACUUCGAUUCGCCAGGUGACUAGACCUCACAUUUACCUACAGGGAAGAUAAGAACAGAAAUUUUAGUAAAGCCCAUAAUGAUCAAGCGAUCACCAAGCAGAAACCACAGAUCCAAAGGCAUCAAGGUGAAGCAUGUUCUGCAAAUUUGUCUAUUGCUUGGUGUAUGCUUCUGGUUAAUCUACCAAGUCAAGCAUUCCCAUGAUAAAAAGAAGGAGUUCGAUGAGAAAGAUGCUAAACUCUCAGUCAAGACACAAAGUGGCACUGAGCUUCUUAAAUUGGGGAGGAAAGAUAUCCAUCCUCAUUUGGAAGAAGUACCUGAGAUAGAGAAGCAUGUGGAAGAAGAGGAAGAAGAAACUGGAGGAGAAGAAGAAGAAAACAAACAUGAUGAAGAAGAGCAAGAAGAAGAAGAAAACAAGCAUGAAGAAAAAGAGCAAGAUGAAGAGGAGAACAAGCAUGAAGUAGAAGAUCAAGAGGAAGAGGAAAACAAGAGCGAAGAGAUAGAAAGAGGAGCAGGAGAUGAUGAGAUGGAUGAAAAUGAUCAAGAGAAAUUAGAUGGGGAUGCUGAUCAUGAUGAGGAAUUGCUAGAUGAGGAGAAAGAGGGAGAAGAGGAAAACAAGGAGAGUGAGAGGAAUGAGAGUGAUAACAAAGCAAGUCAAUUAGAAACUUCUUUGGAGGAUCAGGAUCAUGAUGGAGGUAAUCAUGAGGCACGAGAGGAACAUUACAAGGGAGAUGAUGCUUCCAGUGCAGUGACCCAUGACGCCCAGACUAUCAUCUCAGAGGCUGGUAAAUUAAGUUCAGGGAACUCAAUUGAGAUAUCUGAAAUGAAUAUCUUAGGUCAGGAGAACAAAUCCAAAGGCACUCAGGAAACUGAUACUGAUAAAAACAAUCCAACAAUAAAGGUGGUAGAAAGUGAAAUUGAUAGCAAUGGCACUUCUCUGAAUGCAAUUACUAUCGAACAGAAGGGAAAUAAUGGUUCUUCCAACUCUGUGGAUGGCUUAGUUGAAAAUUCUACUACGAUAGCCCAAUCUACUGAUCAGCCUGAAGCAAGCAAUGACACAACUCUGGUGAGUAAGGAAGUCAGCAAUAACUCAGAUGAAGUAAGUACUGAUAGGAAUAACUCAACAGAUACAGGUAUAGGCACUUCUGAUUUUUCCCAGCAGAAUGGGACAGUGAAUAUAUCUGAUUCGGCUCAUGCCCAAAAUAUAACAGCGGACCUCUCGAGUGUGCAGACCUUCGAAAUCGAACAGAAUGGUAACUCUACCUCGGUUUCUGGGAGCAAUCAAUCUGACAUUAAUUCAACGGUUUCAAUUAAAAUUGAAAAAGCAGAUGCUGGUGCCAUAGAAUUAUCUACUUCAUCUAAUACUACGGAGUCUUCUCUAUCAGAAAAGAUCACAACUGAAACAGAAGAUGGCUCUGUGUCUUCAACUUCAAAGGAAAAUACUGAUGCUACAAAGAACAAGGCAGAUGGAAAGAGUGAAUUAGGUCGAACCAAUGAAAGCUCAGACAAUUCCUCCAGAGAUGAAGUUCCGGAUGUUGUUGAACACAACCCUGUUGAUGCUUCUAAUUCACAUAUCGCUCUAGAUGAAAAAUUAAACACGGAUCUGGAUAAGAUGCCGGAGAUAAGAACUGAAGGAGAGAACAGCAAAGCCGUUGCCGCAGAGUGAGAGGAUAAAUGGUGGUUUUGUACUUGUAAGUGCUAUAAAGUAUAGUUUCUUAAUGUAUAAUGUACCUCUGUCUUCAUGCUACCAUUAAGGUUGUUAGAGCGGUUUGUUUCAAUUUUAGAAGCUCCUCUCUAUAGAAUCAUCAACUUAGCAGGAAACUGUAACCUGGUGGAUAUUCACAACAGAUUUUGUUUGCAUAAUUUAUUUCAACUUUCCAUUUUACAUCGGGUAAUAUCU
Juglans regia (Persian walnut) is the source of this 2142-nucleotide messenger RNA. Its product is annotated as dentin sialophosphoprotein. The coding region runs from base 322 to 1908 and encodes 528 amino acids. The record is from RefSeq and is a predicted model, not a curated record. Lineage: Eukaryota; Viridiplantae; Streptophyta; Magnoliopsida; Fagales; Juglandaceae. The transcript has 2 exons.